AUGGCCGUGGGUGAUAUGGCCUACACGUUUGAGCAAAUGAUGCAUGGCCCCCAAGGGCAUCGUCUGAGACAGCUGGUCCAUGCAUUGGCGCAAGACAGCCACAAUCCUUUUAUCAUUGUGGCUUUGAUGAUCCUGAAAUGGGAAUUCAUGACUGCCACCGAAGAUGACUGGGGGCUCAAUGAGAGUCGAGGGGCAGCGUGUGAAUUUGUGGCCUGGCAGUUUUUGUGCCAUUUAAAUCAACGCGAGACAAUCGAGUUUUUGCUAGAAGAGCUCCCCUCGCCGCGACGCCACUCUACCAACCUAUCUGAGACUGAGACAGGCCUUUCUGGUCUGGUGUCACCGCAAUCGGGAAUACGCCAGACCGAGAGCGAGGCGGCUCCCCUCUUGUCACAUCCGUCCACUUUCAAUCGUCUUUUCGGCAGCACGGGACAUACGGACACCCAGGCUUCUGGGAUCUCACAGAAUCAAGCCCAACAAGAUGAGCUCUACACGGCGCAGAGAUACUCUCAGUUCUUCGGACUCAAUGCGAUGGAGAUUGCAACGAUUGCUCACGCAAAACGAUUUUUAAGCCAACGAGUCGUGCAAAGAGUGGUCGAUGGUAUCUGGAACGGGGAAAUUGUCUUCUGGGAUUCCCUGACGGUAAAUUCCACCAAGAAGCCACACACAUACAACACGAGAACGGCAGAUCCGUAUUCGCGAUUGAGAGUACCUUUCUAUCGCAAGAUCUUCGAAGCCGUAUUCUUCGUCUCAUUCCUCGCACUUUACUAUGCGGUGUUGAUAGAGAGAAGGCAAGACGCCAUUGGGUUGUUUGAAGCGGUGAUGUAUGCGUGGAUUGUCGCCUUUGCAUACGACGAACUGAGUGGGAUUAUUGAUGCCGGGGUCGUGUUCUACCAAAUGGAUUUCUGGAGCCUCUGGAACCUGAGCAUCAUUGGGGUAGGAAUAGCAUUUGUCAUAACCAAUCCCGGUGUUGAAAGAGAUGGGUUCCUGACGACCUUUACCAUGCUGGCCCGUGACCGCUUGUCUAUCAAUGCCAUGGCGCACCUAUUGGUGAAAGUGUUCUUUGGGUCGAGUGUUUUAGGAUUGAUUUCCCCGAUCUUCGGCUACGGUCUGAUGCUCAUAUUCUCUCUCAUGACGAACACUCUGAUCCUCUCCUCUUUGAUCAGUUUGAUGAGCAUGAGCCUGGAAGGUAAUCUCAUCCCCCUUCUUUGUAUCCGCCCUAUGCGCCUCUUUCUCUCGGCGGGAACUGUCCGUCGCGUACGCAUUAUCCUGCUACGGGCCACGCACAUUCCGUUUGUUGCAUUGAUAUGGCUCUACGAGUCGAAGUGGCGAAACCUGAAACGACAUACCCAACGUCCUCCGACGUCGAUAGGAGUACGCGGUGGUACUUCUGCAAACAAGCCAUCUUCUGGGUGGCAGGACCCACACCACCACUCCGUAGUUGAAACAAAUCUGGGCUCCGGGAAAGCACGCACUGUGGAUCAGCAAGCCGCGCGUGAACCUGAGGUCGAGGUUGGGAAAAUCCAACUUGCGGACCUGAUCGACACGGUCGAGCGACUACGAGCUCAAGUGGAGGCACUGGCUGGGCAAAAAUGA
Molecule: messenger RNA, 1593 nt
Organism: Penicillium salamii
Lineage: Eukaryota; Fungi; Ascomycota; Eurotiomycetes; Eurotiales; Aspergillaceae
Source: the annotation of a GenBank genome assembly